GCUCUGAACGGCAUUUGUAAAGUGGCAACGCUGAAGCAAAAUACAACAAAAAUUAUAGCAGCCGAAGACGAAUGCUUGUGCCCGUGUUUGUGCGCUUCGUGGAGUGAUUCCAAGGCUUCCUUAUCGGGGAGCCGAUGUCGCAGCCGCGCGUAGCGCUCCGCCGACGCGCAUAAAAGCCAAACUACAACGGCUGUCCAGACCCGACGGAGCGGCCAUGCGCGGAUCCUCCUGGAGUUCUCCUCAGCAAAGCGUGGGGGCCAUGGAGUACCAUCCAGAGGGCUACGGCGAGCAUGACCAGCUGCCUGUUGUGUACAAUGACGCCUACAACAUUUCCUUCUAUGGCCUGGAGAAGGUGCACCCCUUUGACGCUGGGAAGUGGGGCAAGGUGUUCGCCACGCUCAGGCGUGCUGGUCUUUUGACCGAUAGCAACUUCUACAAGCCCCACGAGGCGACUGAAGAGGAGCUGUUGGUCGUGCACCCACCUUCCUACAUCAACAAGCUCAGAUGGAGCGCAUAUGUUGCCACGGUGACGGAGGUCCCUCUAGUGGCCAUGCUUCCUAACUGUGUGGUCCAGAGACGAGUGCUCCGGCCCUUUCGGUACCAGACUGCUGGCACUGUUCUGGCUGCACGGCUUGCCCUGGAUCACGGCUGGGCAAUCCACCUGGGCGGCGGAUUUCACCACGCGAGUGCCAGCCGAGGCGGCGGCUUUUGCUGCUACGCCGACAUCACCCUCGCAGUGCGUGAGCUGCGGCGACGAGGAAAAAUCAAGCACGUCAUUGUGGUCGACUUGGACGCGCAUCAGGGCAAUGGAUAUGAACGUGACUUUCUGGGCGACAAAGAUGUGUACAUAAUGGACGUCUACAACAGAGCGAUCUACCCGAAUGACGAGUACGCCAAAGGGGCCAUUCGUCGCAAAGUUGAGCUGCGGCCAGGCACAUCGGACGAUGCCUACUUAAAGCUGGUGGACGACCACUUGCAGAUGUCUCUGGCCGAGUUCGAUGCUGACUUGAUUGUCUACAAUGCCGGCACGGACGUACUCAGUGGCGACAUGCUUGGCCACCUCAACAUAUCGGAGAAGGGCGUGGUGAAACGAGACGAGCUGGUGUUCCGGCGUGUCAGGAGGCAGGGCCUGCCCGUGGUGAUGCUGACCAGUGGCGGCUACCAGCGCCAGUCGGCGGGCGUCAUCGCCAGCUCAGUGCUCAACCUGUGCCGACAGGGACUGCUGGCCAGGCGGCCACCACGCCGCAGGGCCAGCAGAAACACGCAGGACAAGAGCUCGGAAGAAGAUAAGGAAUGAACAACUGUAUGCCUGGCGACUCAGUGCACCAGCGACUGUAUUUAAAGCAUUUCGAAUUUAGGAGAAUAUACCUGAUGCCCCAUUUGGUAUAUAUAAUCUCCCUCAUUCACAGAUCUGUCUAGCACUAAUUUAUCGAGCCACUGUACGCGCUGUUAUGUCAAUUAACCGGUGCUUGUUGGCUAUGUAUUUAUGACUUAUAACUAACUACAUUGUUGUUUCUUGUGCAGCUUCAUUAUUACUGUAUAUAUAAUAGAGAGAGAUGUAUACUACAUCAUUGUUGGUAAUAAAAGAUUUAUUAUUAG
Rhipicephalus sanguineus (brown dog tick) is the source of this 1599-nucleotide messenger RNA. It is a transcript of the gene HDAC11, whose product is annotated as histone deacetylase 11. Bases 215 to 1297 code for a protein of 360 amino acids. The transcript has 10 exons. The record is from RefSeq and is a predicted model, not a curated record. NCBI's taxonomy places the organism in Eukaryota, Metazoa, Arthropoda, Arachnida, Ixodida, Ixodidae. Gene Ontology annotation, molecular function: histone deacetylase activity.